Messenger RNA from Molossus molossus (Pallas's mastiff bat), 1270 nucleotides. It is a transcript of the gene ZNRF4, whose product is annotated as zinc and ring finger 4. Gene Ontology annotation, cellular component: cytoplasm; nucleoplasm. The coding region runs from base 188 to 1270 and encodes 360 amino acids. Lineage: Eukaryota; Metazoa; Chordata; Mammalia; Chiroptera; Molossidae. The transcript has a single exon. The record is from RefSeq and is a predicted model, not a curated record.
AGGGCCGCCCAGGUCCCAGUCGCUCUGCUUACCUGCCUCUGAGCCUCCCACUGAAGCUCACUUCCUUUCCAUCCUGGCCACGGACGCCCGGGAGGCCCCGGAGAUGCCCAAAGCCCUCCCAUCUGCCAUCCCCAGUGGGACCUAGGUUCACACCGAAGCAGGAGCAGGAGGAGGGGUGGGAGUGGCCAUGGGGCGGCAGCGGCAGGCCCUGGCCCUGAGGGUGGUCAAGGGCUCACUGAUCCUGUUGGCGCUACUGGUGCCCUCACAGGCGCUGGUGCGAGCCGUGCUGGAUGGCAACUCAAGCACGGUGGACUUUGCGGAUUUGCCGGCCAUGUUUGGAGUGCCCCUGGCCCCCGAGGGUGUGCAGGGCUACCUGAUGGAGGCCAAGCCAGCUAAUGCAUGCCACCCUAUUGAGGGCCCGCAGCUGGUGGGCAAUAGCUCCCUGGGCGCCAUCGUACUUAUUCGUCGCUAUGAUUGCACAUUCGAUCUGAAGGUGCUGCAUGCCCAGCAGGCUGGCUUCAAGGCCGCCAUUGUGCACAAUGUCCUCUCAGAUGACCUCGUGCGCAUGGCACAUGUCUAUGGGGAACUGCGGCGCCAGAUCUCCAUCCCUGCAGUGUUCGUGAGCGAGGCUGCCUCACAGGACUUGCGAGUCAUCAUGGGCUGUGACAAGUCAGCCCAUGUCCUCCUGUUGCCCAACUACCCACCAUGCCCCGACCUGGACUGCCACCCCGUGCUGGCCAUCUCCUGGGUACUGGGCCGCGCCCUGGCCCUGCUCACGUCCAUGACUUUCAUCCUGCGCCACCUGUGGAAUUGGCUGUGGUCCUGGUGGUCCUGUGGGCCUGCGGCAGUUAAGACGCCCGCCUGCCAGAAGGCUCAGGUCCGCACCUUCACUCGGCUCAAUGACUUGUGCGCUAUCUGCCUGGAUGAGUAUGAGGAGGGCGAGCAGCUCAAGAUCCUGCCCUGCUCUCACACCUAUCACUGCAAGUGCAUCGACCCCUGGUUCUCCCAGGCCGUCCAGCGCUCCUGCCCUGUGUGCAAGCAGUCGGUGGCCAGCACCGAAGACAGCUCCGACUCUACCAUCGAGAGCUCCUAUGAGGGGGACCCCUCACUGCCUGGCCCCCCGCCCCCCAUCUGGGCCAUCCAGGCUCGGCUACGCUCCCGGAGGCUGGAGCUGCUGGCCCGAGCCGGCCCACACCAGUGCUGUAGCGCCACCUCCAUGGGGGUGGCGGAGGCCGUGGAGUCCUCAGAGAGGCCCCCAGACCCUCUCUGA